This is a messenger RNA of Chlamydomonas reinhardtii, 4491 nucleotides long. RefSeq lists its product as uncharacterized. Gene Ontology annotation, molecular function: metal ion binding. The transcript is spliced from 9 exons. Gene Ontology annotation, biological process: snoRNA splicing. Bases 205 to 1227 code for a protein of 340 amino acids. The record is from RefSeq and is a predicted model, not a curated record. Gene Ontology annotation, cellular component: U2-type spliceosomal complex. Lineage: Eukaryota; Viridiplantae; Chlorophyta; Chlorophyceae; Chlamydomonadales; Chlamydomonadaceae.
AUAACUCAGUAUCUCGCAAACGUACUAUACACUAUAGUUCUAUUGUUUCUAAUUCAUAUCUGGUCCACCUGUGCCACCUGCGGGGCCGCAUUGACCACUUCUGUGCGCUUGUCUCUCGUUGCCACUUAGGCUUGCGCUAGGGGCACUGCUUUUGACCUUUUGGAACACAAGCAACAGCACGUUAGGCUAGCUAACGGAGUUACCAUGAAGGACGACGCGGCAGCGGCAGCGGAGCGCCCGGCGGACAUGCCCACGGACGCCGCGGACGCUGCCGGGCCGGGCCCCAACUCAGCUGCCGUGGCCGCGGCCGCUGGCUCAGCAGGCAUGUUCCGCCGCAAAAAGGGUGGCGCCAACAUUCGUAAGCGCGGCGGGGCGGAGGGCGGCAGCGACGACGACGAGGCGGGGGGUGGCGUGGUGCGCAAGGCCAAGGCCGCCAAGUCGGACGCGCCGCUGGCGUUCACGACCAAGAAGGACGACAAGGAGACGUUAAUGGUGGAGUUUGCGGGCUCCAAGGCGCUGCAGGACGGGAAAGACACGCUCGCGACACGCGUGCUGGAGACGGAGACGGAAUAUGACCGGGACGCACGGGCGCGGCGCGAGGAGGUGCUUAAGCAGGCCACGGCGGCGGAGGGCGCGGCGGACGACGGCACGUACAAGGGCAUGAACGCAUACGUCGACUACCGCAAGGGCUUCCGGCGCGAGCACACGGUGGCGGCAGAGAAGGGCACCGGCUCGCACGGCCCCCUGCGCGGCAACGCCUACGUGCGCGUGACGGCCCGCUUCGACUACCAGCCGGACGUGUGCAAGGACUACAAGGAGACCGGCUACUGCUCGUACGGCGACACGUGCAAGUUCAUGCACGACCGUGGAGACUACAAGAGCGGCUGGGAGCUGGAUAAGAUGUGGGAGGAGGAGCAGAAGCGCAAGGCGGAGGCCCUUGCCAAGGGCUGGAACCCGGACGCCGAUGGCGAGGAGGAGGAGGAGCAGGGAGGCGGCCGGGAGGAUGACGAGCUGCCGUUCGCUUGCUUCAUCUGCCGCGAGCCCUGGGAGGCCUGCAAGUCGCCGCCGGUGGUGACGCGCUGUAAACACUACUUUUGUGAAAAGUGCGCGCUCAAACACAACGCCAAGACGACCAAGUGUGCGGUGUGCGGAGUGGCCACACAGGGCAUCUUUAAUGUGGCGCAGGACAUCAUCAAGCGCCAGAAGCGCAUGGGCGUGGUGGGGUGAAACGCACACGCCGGGCUGGCGGGGUUCGAUUGUCAGGCGGGGUUGAGGUCUGGUGUGGCGUGGCGUGGUGAUGGAGGCGAGUUCGUGAUGGAACAUGGCAAGGGGCAGGAAAGCGUAGUCCCGAUGUGUGUGGCUCCCACCCGUGCCCACAUAAAUGCGUAGCAAGAAGGGACAAGGCAUUGGCAGUCGACCGGCGUCCACGGAUGAGCUGUGUAGACGAGCACUAGCGUAAUGCAACGGCGUGCAGCAAAACAAUGGCCGGGCGACAGUGUGACAAGCAGGGGCAAGAACAAGGCGAAGCAAAGCAGAAGAGGGGCCCGAAUGUGUACGACAAGUGUGGCGGGCAGGCCGAAUGCGGUGCAACACGCCAACAACACAACCGGAGGUGAGGAAGCGUUGCUGAUGGUGAGGAUAGGUGCUGCGACGUUCGGUAGGGGAGCUGUGGCCGCGCACUAGAUGGGAGGAAGUUUCCGAGGUGUUGUUUCCGAGGCAUUGUUUGUGGCUGAUGUUUGUGGCUGAUUAAGAAAGAAGCAGAGUUUCGGCUGUGAGCGGCUGGCGAGGAGAGGCGGGGGCUGUUGCGUUUUGGAAGGCGGGCGGAAGGCCGCACACGCCGGGAGUCGGGCAGGCUGUAGAUUUCGCUGAAGCUGUGUUUGAGAAGGGAGCCGAAGGGACAGCUGGGGUGGGACAGUUGGUGUGGGACAGCUGGAAGGGACAACUGGAAGGGACUACUGGAAGGGACAGCUGGGAGGGACAUCUGGGAGGGGACAGCGGAUGUGGGACUGCUGGGGUGGGACAGCUGGGGAGAGGCACGGGACAGCUGGCAUGGGACGCUGGGUGGCUGCAGAGGCUGGCAGCGCUGGGGCUGGCCGCGUGGCCAGCAGGAGGGAAGGGAAGCGGUGGUGCGGGCAGGGCCGGCAGGACGACGGCGGCGGCGACUGGUGGCGCGGGGGCCGGAGGGGGAGGCGGUGGCGGGGCCGCCGGCGGAGGAGGGGGCAGAUCCGGGGGCGGCAGGAGGCUGAGGAGCCCGCGUGAGGUCAUGGUACCCGGCAGCAGUUGGCGAUGCCGACAAUAGAAGCGCAUGAGGGCCUUGCGGAGGAAGGGGCGCGGGUAGGCGCGCAGAUGCAGCCGCCGCAGCGUGCGCCGUGCUGACGUGAUGAAGGUGCCGAGGGUGGUGCAGAGCCGCGCAAGGGUGACGAGGGCGCCGAUGACAACGUUGAAGCGCACGUGCCGGGGGAUGCAGGAGUAGAACGGGGUGAAGCGGGAGACGCCGAGCUGCGCAAACUUGGGGCUGUCGCGUUUGUCGUACGGCUGUAGGUCGUACACGACGUGCCCGUAGAUGUUGCUGCUGUGGGGGGUGAUGGCGAAGUUGAGGUAAGGCGUGGCGACGCCGGCGGCGGGUGUGGCGCCGGAGGCCGCCAAGGUGAGGUCGGUGGAGUAGAUGCCAGGGAUGCCGGCAAGUGAUUGGGAUUGCAGCAGCAGGUGGGGAAGGAAGGGGUUGCAGCAGCCGAGGAGGUCGUCGGUGUACCGCUGGGUGUCUUGGAACGCCAGUAGCACAUCAAGGGCGAGGGAAGCUUCCGCGCACAAGGAGCUGGCGGAGGGCAUGAAGACGCGGGUGUAGAGUGCGUGCUGCCAGCGCAACUCAUCAUAGGCAAGGACCAGGUAGGGCUGGCCGCGGUAGGAGGUGUAGGCAUGCGCAAGCAGGGCGCGCAGCACCGUGCGGAGGACGCCGGGCGUCCACAUAUAGUAUCGGCCGUGAGCGUCGAGACCUCGAUGCGGAUGGGGAGCAGGCGGGGGGCGCCCGCGGCGGGCGGCGGAGGUGGAUUUGGGGCUGGCGCGGGCAAGCCAUGCGGCUUCGGUAGGCCACUGGGCUUCGGCUGCACGGUUGUACGGGUAGAACUGGAGGCCGGCGGCUCCAUCAUGCAGGGUGGAGAGGACGAGGGAGAAGAGGUUGACCAAAUGCUCGAUGCAGGUAGGAAUAGGCAGGUUGGUGAAGAGCCGUUCCACGUCAUAUGUGCACACGGCCGGCGCGGAGAUAGGGCCGGGCAGCUGACAUGGCGCGGCAGUCGAGGCGGUGUAGGUGACGGUGGCGAUGGGGGGCCCAGGGGCAGGGGGCGGGUACCGGAUCGUGCGGCCGAAGGUGAGGGUGCCAGUGUAGGGGCAGGAUGUCGCGGGGUCCUCAACAGGCUGCGGCGCGUGCAGGGGGCAGUGCCAGGUGCCCAUGCGGUGGGCGGCGCGUGUGCUGAUUGCGGGCCGUAAGCAUGCGCCGUGGGCGCCGACGAGGCAUGUGGCACGGCCGUCGGUGCGAGCGCCGGGGUGAUCACACAGGAUGAGGCCGUGACCAUUGGUGCGGCCGCAGACAGCACAAGGGAAGUCCGGGGCGGGGGUAGUCGGGGCAGGCGCGGAAAGAGGGCUGCGUACAGUUUCGGCAGGGUGGCGUCCAGCGUACGGAGGAAGCCGGUGAGGACGACGGCGGCAUCGGUGGUGGGGAUGGCGGGAGAGGCGGUGAUGUAGCGAAAACCGAAGGGGGUCUUGUGGCACUUGCCGGUGCCGUAGUUGACAGGUGGCGGCCGGGCGGCGUGGAAGGGGAGCCCCAGCGGCUGCAGCAUAAGCCCGACGGCGGUAAGGCUGGCGGAGUAGUCAGCACGGGUGGCGACGGCGUAGAAAGGGGAUGCUUGCAAGUCGGCGGCGAGCUUGGCAUGAUAUAGGUGGGGGCACACGGCGACAAAGUUGUCCGGGCACUUGUCCAUGACCGUGAUGAUGAGGUUGCGGCGGACGCUGCGGAAGGUGGCGGUGGCGGCGGCGACAUCUGCGGCGGAUAGCGGAAAUGCCGGUGGAGGCGGCGGUGUGGGGGCGGGGUGGAGGAGCAUGUCGGCAUCGACGGAGGCGGCGGCGGAAGGGUCGACAGUGGCGCGCAGGGCAGCGGCGGCGGCGUUGACCCAAGAUGUGGCGGAGUCGGUGGUGAUGCGUGCGGCGCGGGCGGCGCGUCGGCAGUACGGAGGCGAGUUGUGUUACGAGGUGGUCUUAACACUUGGCUGACCCGAAUGCCGCAGCUGGACGUGGCUGCUCAGGAGUAUCAGGCGGAUUUGGUGUUGAGGCAGAGGGGCUUUAGUGGAGCCGAUGCGGUGCUAGAACUGUUAUUGAUGAGCGUGGUCCGUUACAGGCUCAAUCGGCACUCGGAGUGGUGUGCUGUCGGCUGGGCGGGAAUGCGCGUCCUGACCCAUGAGAAACUCCGAGCAUUCGUGAUUCAUGUAAUGCUGAUGAGAG